Urocitellus parryii (Arctic ground squirrel) is the source of this 386-nucleotide messenger RNA. RefSeq names its product LLLL and CFNLAS motif containing 1 (gene Sofu1). The record is from RefSeq and is a predicted model, not a curated record. Gene Ontology annotation, biological process: fusion of sperm to egg plasma membrane involved in single fertilization. Lineage: Eukaryota; Metazoa; Chordata; Mammalia; Rodentia; Sciuridae.
CAGGUGGGGGAAGCCUGCUGGGCACUAGGGAGCUGGUGGGCCAGAAGCUGUGGGUGGGCAGGCCCAUGACAUCUCUGGGCUCCCAGCUCUGCUGGGUAGCAUUCCUGACAGCCCUCCUACUGCUGCUGCGGGUGAAGGGGAUGAAGUCUCAGAAGGGCAGCCCAGACAUGGAUGAGGGGAAGCAGAAAGAGAAAAUGGCUUCUGCAGACCAGAACCAAGAGCAGUUUGAAGAACAUUUUCUGGCUUCCUCGGUGGGUGAGCUGUGGCAGGUGAUGGACAUGGCCCAGCAAGAGGAGAACACGACAUCGAAGGCAGCAGCUGUCCGAGACCACCUUUUUGAUCUAGCCUUCUGCUUUAACAUGGCCAGCAUCAUGGUUUUUUUAUAA